Messenger RNA from Dicrocoelium dendriticum, 513 nucleotides. NCBI's taxonomy places the organism in Eukaryota, Metazoa, Platyhelminthes, Trematoda, Plagiorchiida, Dicrocoeliidae. The record is from the annotation of a GenBank genome assembly.
CUAACGGUUUACAUUAUAGCCUUGUGCAUUGCCCAUACAAACAUACUUCUUCCAAGGAGGAAGCUUGUUUUGGCUGGGAGUUAAACUGUGAGCGAACGGGGCUUUCCAAUUUCAGAAAGGUCGUGUGUUAAUUUCACCGUGAUGCCAUGGGCAGUGGCUAGAUGGUUCAUUCUACGUCCGUUCAAGCUCACAUAACCCAGUCUCUGUCCCUGGAGGGGCAGCGAGAAGUAUGCCAUAUGAUAGGGCUCAAGUUUGCGGUCAUUUCAAGUGUUACUAUUCUCCGAAAAAUAAGCAAACCGGAAGGGAGACCCGUUUGCGGGAUCGCUUCAAUGGAAGCUCAGCAGGAAAGCGUGGAUAUUUCUGUGUUUAACGAAUGUGCUCAGCCGAUUAUGCGAACUCGAGGGAAAUUACAUCAGCGACGUUACAAAAGGGUGGCACUUUCGUUCACUAUGAUACUUCGUUCAAAGUACAACUUAUCAUAGUAACGAAAUUCCUGUUAGACAUGUAACAUCA